This is a messenger RNA of Dermacentor andersoni, 1737 nucleotides long. It is a transcript of the gene DMAP1, whose product is annotated as DNA methyltransferase 1 associated protein 1. The record is from RefSeq and is a predicted model, not a curated record. Gene Ontology annotation, cellular component: Swr1 complex; NuA4 histone acetyltransferase complex; nucleus. Lineage: Eukaryota; Metazoa; Arthropoda; Arachnida; Ixodida; Ixodidae. Gene Ontology annotation, molecular function: transcription corepressor activity. Gene Ontology annotation, biological process: DNA repair; chromatin remodeling; negative regulation of transcription by RNA polymerase II.
CUUAGCACAGGUUUGACGCGAAGUGGCGAAGUUUCUAGCUUGGACAGUAGGAAACGUCAGAAACGUGAUGUUUGUAUGCUCCUUUGCUGACUGAGUGACCGCAGCACCGAUUUGAAGUCGUCGUCCUUGCGCUUUGUGUAAAGAUUUUCUGACUCACCGAAAGGCCUCAAGAUGAGUGACGUCCUGGACAUAUUGGACGUGGAACGUCCCAACACUCCAGAAGUCAGCAAGGAAAGCAUCCUGGGCACAGAUGCUCGAAAAAACAAGCUUAUGCAGAAGCGGAAGCUCAUAGAGGCCACCUUCAAGCGACCUGAAGGGAUGCAUCGGGAGCUCUAUGCCCUUCUUUUCUCCGAUGCACGAGACAACCCACCUCUGCUGCCGACUGACAGCAGCCAAGGCUACAAGCGCAACAAAGCCAAGCUUGGAAUCCGGCGUGUCCGGCCAUGGCGCUGGAUGCCGUUUAACAACCCGGCCCGCAAGGAUGGCGUGAUGCUGAGCCACUGGCGGAGAUUGGCCGACGAAGGCAAGGAGUACCCCUUUGCAAAGUUCAACAAGCAGGUACCAGUGCCGACCUACACGGAAGCCGAGUACCAGCAGCACCUGGCGAGCGCACAGUGGAGUCGGGCCGAGACGGACCACCUGCUCGAGCUGUGCCGACGUUUCGACCAGCGGUUCCUGAUCGUGAAGGACCGUUGGGAUAGAACGCGCUUCCCCACGGGACGCUCUAUAGAAGACCUCAAAGAGCGGUACUACGGCAUCUGCCAGACCUUGGCCCGUGUCAGGGCGCCCCCCGGGCAAGAACCCAAAGGCCGUGCUUUUGACGCUGACCAUGAACGCCGUCGCAAGGAGCAGUUGCUGAAGUUGUAUGAUCGCACUACAGAGCAGGUUGAAGAAGAGCAGACGCUGCUGGGAGAGUUGCGCAAGAUUGAACUACGCAAGAAGGAGCGCGAGAAGAAGACGCAAGACCUGCAGAAGCUCAUCACAGCAGCGGACAACAGCGCAGAGGCACGGCGUGUCGAGCGCAAGGGCCCCAAGAAGAAGCUCAACAUCCAGAAGAGCAGUCGCACCGAGCCGGGGGCAGUGGAGUCAGCAGGCAUUCGGUUUCCGGAUUUCAAGGCCUGUGGGGUGUCGCUGCGAAGCCACAGGAUGAAGCUGCCAGCAUCAGUGGGCCAGAAGAAGACAAAGGCCAUUGAACAGCUACUCCAGGAACUGGGUGUCGAGCUGAAUCCAACGCCAUGCGACGAGGUGUGCCAGCACUUCAACGAGUUGCGCAGCGACAUGGUGCUCUUGUACGAGCUCAAACUUGCUCUGGCCACGUGCGAGUACGAGCUGCAGACCCUGCGGCACCAGUUCGAGGUGCUCGCGCCCGAGCGAGCCGCCGCCACUGCCGCGGCCACGGGCAUUGCGACGCUGACCAGCUCGUCAAGCAGCAGUGGCAUUGGGGCCAGCAUUGGCAGCACCAUCGGUGUGAGUGUAGCAGAGCCGGGAGGAGGCUCUGCCACCGAAACACCAAUACGGGGCAUCUCGGAGAUCCUCGACGUCGGUGCAACGCCCGGAACGCCUAAUCGCAAGCGGCGUGCUGCCAUCGAGCAGAGCAACCUUUUAAAGAAAUUCAAGAAGGCCUGAGACCACGGUUUCACAAUGGAUUCCUCACUCGUCGCCCCUUCCUCGUUCAAAUGGUCAUGUGUUGUGACCUCGCAGCAAAGAAGCCGGAAUAAACAUCUCACUCUACCUUAA